CUGAAAAUAUUUGUACACUACGCUUAAAAAAUUUGAAAUUUAUGGUGCUGCUUGCCAAAUGUUGACAUUAUAUUGGUGGCACAAAAUGAGAUGUCUGGUUGGCAUGAGCUGCAGCACGAGUUUCGAAUAACAACCAUAUACCUGUUGCUGAUUCUCUCGAUUCCCACCUCAAACAGCGAUAGCAAAAUAAAAGAGAUAGCCAGUACGCCAGUCCAUCUACCCCAGAGCCAGACGGCCACGUUGAAACGAAUGUCUGUCAACAAAGUCGAUAUACCUCGGCUCUACUCUGCAUACCGGGUGCUAUUGAAGGAGAGCGGCUCCGAUGUCAAACUCAACGUGGGCAAACUAGGCAAGAGAACAGCUGUGGCAGAUGAGGAGGAUGAUGAUGCGGUUAGCAAAGGUGUCGAAAUUCUCAAGGAACCUACAGGGGUGAAUAAUACGGUGAAAGCAGCCACAAUAAAUAAAGAACUUCAAGAUAAGGCAAAUGGAACUAAAACUAUACUUGAUGCAACAGGUGAUCGGGAGGGGACGAAUGGUAAAUGUGUGCCGGUUGGAAAACUCAAUGAUGUGGAGGACGAACAGAACGAUAAGGGGAAGUCGAAAAAUCCAGCAAGACAUGGCGUGGUUAUAGUUAAAAUUGAUGUGCCUUCCGAGACAAAAGCGGAUUCCGAAAAGGACUUGGGAAGAGGCGCACGGCCUCAGGGCAAAAAAACUGAAAUGGAUUCAGCUGAACUGCGAAUAGCAGAGUUGAAUCGGGUGUAUCAGGAUUUUGUGAAUGCCUGGAAAAGGCCUACACCGGAAACAAGGGGCCACAAUUUGCUUGGACAGAAGAAUACAUUUCCGGCCAGGCCUUUUCGAUUAAGUGCACUAAACUCCCUAAUGAACGUUGUUGAGAAUCUGAAGCAGUCGAAUCCGGUGGAUGAAAUUGUCAAGGCAAUCAAUGAUGAAAUGAAUCCGGAAAAAGAAAGUCUCAUCGGUUCCAUUAAGCUAAAUAUAAACAAUAAUCUAGCGCCAGCUAGUCAAAAUCAAGAGAAAAACAAAAGAAUUAGCAGCCGAUCCUCAAAAAUGUUUAAGCGCUUGGCUCCUAAUGUGGCACCCGAUAUUAAGACCGGUGGCCUUUAUGAAGAGUACAAGAAAAAACUGAAUGGCAUUCUACAGGCACACAAGCAUCCGCGUAAAUCCCUUGUCAAAGAAGAGACAGUACCUUUCCAUAGUAAUUCAGCCGGAAAGCAUAAGGAGCUGACCCUGUGUCACUGUGAUUCUGCGAAAUCGCUAAUCAUGGCCGUCGACAGUAGUGGACCGAAGGUAUCCAAGGAACUGACGCCAUGCCAUUGUGAGGCCACAAGACACACCAACUUGGCAUUCGAAGGGGAUACGGUUAAAAUAUCCAAUGGCCUGAUUCCCUGCCAAUGUGCAGCCAUGAAAAGUGCCAGCUUGGCCGACGUGGUUAAUUCGUGUUUAUCUGAAACAGGCAGGAGCACAAAGGAGAAGAGCACGAGUACGCAGAUGAACAAGGAAAAUAAGCUGAAUGGCGGCCUUAAACCAUACUAUUUAUCAAACUCAAAGCACAGGCAGAUGGUUUGGAAUGAUGUGCCUUUGAUAAGGCCCGGAAGUCAAAGAAAAGGUAAAGUUGUUAAGCCGCAGAUAUUGUCCGCAUCCAAUGGUAGGAUGAACCCAACUAUAAUCAAUAUGAAGAGUCGUGCUCCAAAUGCCGCAUCUAAAACUAAGCCAAAGGUCAAAAUUGAGCAGGCAGUCUCUAAAAGUUUUUUGCGUAAAAACGCGACACACUCCGCUGCAUUUAUCAAGAAUCAAAAGCAGCUGCAGCACAUACUCAAAGUCUUUCAGGCCAAGCAUCGCUCUAUGAAUGUAAGAAAAACCUCAAAGCGCGGCUUGAUCAACUUGGCCAACGGGUUUGAUAACACGCCUGCCCAUUUGGCUUUUCCGGAAGUGCUCGUUAAUAAGUUUGGGCAGACGCAAGAUAACGGCGGCAGAAUGAUUGAGAAUAUGGCGAAGCAGUUGAAUGUGUCGCCUGUGGAGAUGGCUCAGCGGAUUGCCUCGUCUAGUAGUGCAGGCAGCUAUCCACUGCAGGCCAACUUAGCAAGCCAGACCAACGGAUGCCAAGUAUCAAUGGCAGCAUCAAGCCCCAAGAUUGCGCCGUCAGCCACAUUAGCCUGCCAACAGGGACCAACGGCUAAUUUAGCGCCCAUGUUAGAAAAGAUUUUAAAUCGACUACAGAGUAUGCAAGAUUCCAAUUUUAAUCAGGGUACAGCAGACAAAUUGCCUUGUUGCUUCGCCGAUCCAACUGACGGUGCUCCCUGUGAAUUAACAGGCUCCUGGGAGUCUCUACUAUUAAGCAUUCGCAUCAAUAUUAGAGAUGACAACAAGAUCGUUGUGCCGGAAGUCAAGCCGACCUGUUCCCAGCCCAAAUUGCGUCGCUCCGACACCAAUCGACUUUGGCGACAGUGUGUUAAAAUGACCCCAAUCGAAAUCAAGCAACGCUUCGUAUCAUCUCAAAUGAAAGUGCUUAAUGUGACCAUACAGGACACGCUGCCACCACGUCCGCGUGAAAUGAUGGAUAACCUUACGGAAUGGACAUUCACGGGUCAAGCGGUCAAUACUUUAGGUGGGCCGAUAUCGUUAACCUGUCGGAAGCUAAACUCCAAUUUGAUGGGAACCUUUCUGGGCUUUUGUCGUCGAUGCGGUUGCAUAGACACCAUUUUCGGCAGUUGGACCUUUUGUCAGCCGUCACGGGAUUGUCAGGACAUAACAAUGUCAAUUUUUGAUAGGCGGGACAUUCUGCGUCGUUUUUCGUUAGACGAUGCGCGUAGGGAACGAUUUAAGGAGCAAUUAUAUACAAAAAGCAAGUACGCCAAAAUAGAGAUGGAACGACAAGAAUCGGAAUUACCCACGUAACCGGCAAGACACACUAGUAACUUUAUUAAUUGCAGUUUUUUUGGUUCUAUGUUAUGUAUUCAUUUAUUUUGAUAACUAAGA
This is a messenger RNA of Drosophila novamexicana, 2994 nucleotides long. RefSeq lists its product as uncharacterized. The record is from RefSeq and is a predicted model, not a curated record. NCBI's taxonomy places the organism in Eukaryota, Metazoa, Arthropoda, Insecta, Diptera, Drosophilidae. Bases 91 to 2913 code for a protein of 940 amino acids. The transcript is spliced from 3 exons.